Molecule: messenger RNA, 14229 nt
Organism: Sorex araneus (European shrew)
Lineage: Eukaryota; Metazoa; Chordata; Mammalia; Eulipotyphla; Soricidae
Gene: LRCH1
Product: leucine rich repeats and calponin homology domain containing 1
Exons: 20
Coding region: 361-2652 (763 amino acids)
Molecular function (GO): protein binding
Source: RefSeq, a predicted model, not a curated record
CGCUGACAGUUUGGGGCCGGCGGAGGCGGAGGCCGCGGGGUGGUGGGAGGAGACAGUGCGCGCUGCCCGCCGCCGCCGCCGCGCCGCAGUCCCGGGCUGCCGGGGGACAGGAAACCUUCGAGCCCCGGCUGCUCCCGCCGCCGCCGCGCCCCCCCUGCACGCGCCUGCCACACCCUCCUCCUCUGCCUCCCGCAUCUUCGGGCCGAGCGCCGCCGGGACUGGGCGCGGGCUGACGCUUCUCCUUCGGCACCCCCCGGCGGGGGGCGGAGAACUGUGACCCCCCCUCCGCGUCCGUUUCUCCGUGUCCCUGUCGCCCCCCACCACCACCACCUCCGGAGCGGUGGGGGGGCCCAGGCGAAGAUGGCGACGCCGGGAAGCGAACCCCAGCCUUUCGCCCCUGCGCUCUCGGGGUCCACGCUGCACCCCCAUCAUCCCCACCACCACCACCACCACCACCAUCAGCACCACGGAGGCACCGGCGGCGGCGGCGGCGGCGGCGGCGGCGGGAGCGGAGGGGGCUUCAACCUGCCCUUGAACCGGGGUCUGGAGCGCGCGCUGGAGGAGGCGGCCAACUCCGGGGGCUUGAACCUGAGCGCCCGGAAAUUGAAGGAAUUCCCCCGCGCGGCGGGCCCGGGGCCCGACCUCUCGGACACGGUGCAGGCAGAUUUAUCUAAAAACAGACUGGUUGAAGUUCCAAUGGAAUUGUGCCAUUUCGUAUCACUGGAGAUUCUUAAUCUGUACCAUAAUUGUAUCAGAGUCAUUCCAGAGGCCAUCGUUAAUUUGCAGAUGCUGACCUACUUAAACUUGAGUCGAAAUCAGCUGUCCGCCCUGCCCGCCUGCCUGUGUGGUCUGCCUCUCAAAGUCUUAAUUGCAAGUAACAACAAACUUGGAUCUCUGCCAGAAGAGAUCGGGCAGCUCAAACAGUUAAUGGAGUUGGAUGUCAGCUGCAAUGAGAUCACAGCCUUACCUCAGCAGAUAGGUCAAUUGAAAUCUCUACGGGAACUGAAUGUCAGAAGAAAUUAUCUGAAAGUUUUACCACAAGAAUUAGUAGAUCUUCCUUUGGUCAAGUUUGACUUUUCUUGCAACAAAGUGCUGGUAAUUCCCAUUUGCUUUAGGGAGAUGAAGCAGCUGCAAGUCUUACUGCUGGAGAAUAACCCUUUGCAGUCCCCCCCAGCACAGAUUUGCACAAAGGGAAAAGUGCACAUAUUCAAGUAUCUGAGCAUCCAAGCAUGCCAGAUUAAAACAACUGACUCCCUAUACCUCCAUACGAUGGAGAGGCCACACCUACACCAGCACGUGGAAGACAGCAAGAAGGAUUCAGAUUCAGGAGUUGGAAGUGAUAAUGGUGAUAAGCGAUUAUCUGCCACAGAGCCUUCUGAUGAAGACACUGUCAGCCUGAAUGUGCCAAUGUCCAAUAUCAUGGAAGAAGAGCAGAGCAUCAAAGAGGACUCAUGCCAUCUUCUCAGCCCAGUCAAAGGGGAAUUUCAUCAGGAAUUUCAACCAGACUCUUCUCUUGUGGGCAACAGUGACAGCUCAGGAGAAGCAGGGAACCAGUUUGUCCACGGAGCAGAUGUUCUCCAUUCAGAAUUCAUAAACUACACAAAGGCCAGGAAGGAGGACUGUGAAGAAUUGUUACGGAUAGAAGAGGACACGCACUGGCAAACAGAGGGAAUGAUAAAUUCAUCCAAAGACCAGGACAUGGAUAUAACGAUGAUUGAACAGCUGAGAGAAGCAGUAGAUCUGUUACAAGAUCCUAGCAGAUUGAGCACAGAUGUUUCAGAGAGGAGUGUUAUAAAUUUUUAUCCUAUGGAAUCAGCAGAAGCCUUAGAAUUACAAGAUUCUGUACUAAAUGGUCAAAUACAGCUGGAUGGCUCUCCCAUGAGUGAGGUGCAAAAUGAUCUAACAUUACAGAGUAAUGGAAACCAGUAUUCUCCAAAUGAGAUUAGCGAGAACUCUCCGGCAAUCUCACCUACCACAAACAGCACUGGUCCAUUUGGUCUGAAGCCUCGGUCAGACCCAGCCCUCACUCUUCCUCCUAUCUCCUUCAACAAACUUACACAGGCACAAACAUGGGACAGCUCUAGCUACAGUGUUCCAUCUGAAGGAGACAGUGACAAUGUCUUUCUAAGGCCUCAGAGAAAUUUGGAAUCUAUAGACCCACAAUUUACAAUUCGGAGGAAAAUGGAACAGAUGAGAGAAGAAAAAGAAUUGGUGGAACAACUUCGUGAGAGCAUUGAAAUGAGGCUCAAGGUCAGCCUUCACGAAGACCUGGGGGCUGCGCUCAUGGAUGGGGUCGUCCUCUGCCAUCUGGUAAACCAUAUUCGCCCCCGAUCUGUCGCUAGCAUCCAUGUCCCAUCGCCAGCAGUUCCCAAACUUAGCAUGGCGAAAUGCAGAAGAAAUGUGGAAAACUUUUUGGAAGCAUGCCGAAAGUUAGGAGUCCCAGAGGCUGACCUCUGCUCUCCGUAUGACAUCCUGCACUUGGAUUUUCAUCACAUUCGAAAGACUGUUGACACUCUGCUGGCACUUGGGGAGAAACCCCCACAACCAACUUCUGCCCUUCGCUCCAGGGACCUUAUAAACUUCUGUCUUGUCCAUAUUCUCUUUAUCGUGCUGAUCUAUAUCACUUACCGCUGGAAUGUUCUCUCUGCAUAAGGCCUGCAUGUGCAUCCAGCUCUCUGCUCUGUCCCCCCAGUCCCUGACAGGGGCCCCCUCCUUCUGAGCCUUUGCCUUGCCAGUGUCCAUCCCUGUGAUCUCUUUAGUAACCCCUCAAGUUUUGAAGCCGAACAUUUACAGGUCGGGCUUCCCAAUACAAGCACAAACUUUAUAGAACCCAAUUCCCAGUAAAAUAAUUGCUCUCGACCUUCCUACUCCCCCCCAAGAAACAUGAAGGAAAAAUGUACCUGUACUUCAUGCUUCCUCGUCUGCUUCGUGUCAGUAGCAGUGCUAUGCAGUUCCUCUUCUCUCUCCUGGUGAGCUUCGCUGCUCUGGGUAGAGUGGAAGAAGGAAGUCCUGAAAUAGGAGCAGAGGGGAUCUAGUCUAUGGGAAUCUUCUCUUCGGGUCAUGAUUAAAGUUGGAUUCGAGUAUAGGCCUGGACAAUUGAGCUAUAGAGUGACCACUUUACAGAUGAAUUAGAAAAACAGCUCUUUGGGGAGGCUCAAUUUGGCCUAUCAAAAUCUUAAUACCACUAUUGUCUGACUCGAAAAAUAUCAUCUGGAGAAUGGCUGCUUUGUUGCACAUCCAGUUGCAUUUCUCCCUGUUUCUUGCAAUGGGAGAUGUAAGAGCAGCCAGCGCGGAUUGCCACGCACUUGCACUUGGAGAGCCCCUCUGCCCCCCUGCAUGUGACGAGGCUGUGCAGCAGGAGCGCUGAGGAAGAAAGGGUCCCUUGCUGUUAGAGCGCCACCUGGAGGUUUUGCUUGCGCAGACGUUUUCCUAUCUCUUUGCUUCGGCUAUGUUGGGUCUUUGUCUGAGAACACUUAAAGAAGUAUUUUCCAGAAAAGAUUUCUAUAUUUAAUUAAUGUACGGGACUGUUUUGCCUUUGGUUGCAUAGCAUAAUAAUUGAAGGCCCAAAAUAUGACAUAUUUGACUAUACUUGUCUCUAAAUCGAUGAGUCACGGAACAUUUUUGUUCCUGAAGUUUGAACUUCUAUGGCAGGAGCCAGUAAUAGGUUUGUUCUGAUUUUAGAAGACUGCAAUUUCUUUGAUUACUUGAAAUUUCCAUUUAGUUUUUUAUUCCCAGAGAAGUUAACUAGCAAACUGCUUUAUUUUUAAAUAAGGUUAAAGUAUAUAUGAUUGUAUCUGCUUUGGGAGCAUUGUGAUUAGUUUGUACUUAUAAGAAAAAUUGGAAUAUUAUUUAAGCCAAGUUAUUUUUUCGCCUGCCUUGUCAUUACUAUGUGUAAAGGGCAUGCUUUAGGGUUACAAUAGUCUUCCCUAAGAUUUGGUUUACAUCUGGUUGUCAAGUAUUGUUUUAUAUAUGGGAGAGAUGAUGGCACUAACUUUCUCAAGAUGAAUUUCUAGCGUAUUGAGAUGCAGAUGCAGGUAAUCUUCAAUAGAUGGCCACUAAGAAGAUGGUUUUAUUUUUAUGGACACUUACUUCCAUGAAUCCAUGGAACUUGAGAAUAUGAAAAACCCACAUAAUAGAAGAGUCUUUAUUGCUAAAUCAAAUCAGGUUUUUCUAACAGGAAACAUUCAUUACAUGACAAUAUCCUGAGUUAACAAAGAGUUUUCUUCUUGAUUUUGUGUUGGUGGGAGAAAAGCGUGGUCUAUGGAAGUUAUCUAAUUAACCACAGUUGUGUAUAAAUAAUCUGCAGCUGAUGAAUUGCCUUUUGGUGCUAUCUUGUACUCUUUAAUAUGUAACACAAUAAAAUCCCUGUUGUGCAAUGACUAAAGAGCACCCUGAGCUGUAAGUUGUUUAAUAAACACAUUGUGGGUAUUGUUCCAAAUUUUUAUCAGCCCAUUGAUUCCUGUAUUUGUGCAUACCCAGAGAAGCUCUUCGCAGUUCCAUUCAGUUCUGCUGCACACUGAGGGUCCCCUUUAAUGAUUCCCACUCUUUGAUUUUUUUCACCUUCCUUAUGGGGAAAAGCAGAGAGAUGACUUUUAUUAGGUGAAAGAAAGAAAAUUGUAGUAGAUAGAACAACCCUGUGAGGUCGGAUUUCAUUCUCAAUGUUAACUUGAUGUAAAUCUCUAGAUCUUUUCUAUUUCAGUUCUGGCAUCCACAGCCUUCUUUGGGCACAGUUUCAUUUUCCUUGUCAUUCACGUCAUAUGCUGAUGUGCUGCUGCUCCUCCUGGGGCUUGACGGAUGGCAUUUUCUUUUUCAAGUAGUGUCAUAACUAGCCACAUACAAUUAAAUUUGGCCCUUGAGGCAAGACUUUAAAUGAACUUGCCUGUUGACUGUCUUGCCCAAGGUCAAGCUGUUAAUUUCUGUUCAGAAGAUAAAGCCCUCCAUGGUCUUUCCCACGGGGCCCACACCCCUUCGAGCUGCCUCCUGCCCCUGCCGCAGCAUGAAUGGGGAUGCCUGACCAUGCCAGCAUCAUGGGAGAGGCGGCUAGGCAUUCUGCUGUAUGAUCUGUACAUAGGAACACCUCUUUCCUUCCACAAGGAACAGCAUUUGUCAGUACUUCUUCCGAUGUCUGAGAUAAGAACCGGAUAUUUAUUUACAUGUUCAUUUUGAAAUAGAAAAUUUCAGAAAGAACACCACCACCUCCAGUUGGUAGCAACUUGCCAAUCAGUGUCAGGAUUUCCACAAAAUUGACAGCUAGCUAAUAUCUUUUGUUGCUUUAUUUUUAAAAAAGAACUCAGGACUCACAUGUGGCUCUCUAGGAUAGACACUAAAACUAUGGAGAUGGGUUGAGAGACAGUACAGGAGGUAAGGGGCUUGCCAGGAGUAAACCCUGAGCAUUUAUUUCCAGGCGUAAGCCCCAAAAUAACAAGAUAAAUAAAAUGUUUUCAUUUUAGAAAGGGGGAGCCCAAGAGAGAGUCCAGCUGGUAAGGCCUUGCAUGUAGCAGACCCAGAUCCAAUCCAUGGCAUUAUUAUUUUUUAAUUGAAUCACUGUGAGAUAUACAGUUACAAAGUUGCUUUUGAUUGUGUUUCAGUCUUACACUGUUCCAACAUCCUUCACCAGUGUACAUUUUCCACCAUCAAUGUCCCAGUUCCCCUACAAACACCACCGUCACCCGCCUGUCUCUAUGACACACACUUUUCUUCUUUGUCUCUGUCUCCCUCUCUCUGUCUCUGUCUCUCUCUUGCUCUAUCUUUCUCUCCCUCCCUCCCUCCCUCCCUCCCUCCCUCCCUCUUUACCCUUUUCCCCUACCCCCCGCCUUUUGGCAUUACAGUCUGCAAUGCAGAUAUUGAAAGUUUAUCACGUAUAUCCUUUUACCUCCUUUCAGCACUCAGUUAUUGUCCAGAGUGAGUAUUUGGAAAUGAUUCCUGGCAUUAUAUAUGGCCCCCCAAGUCACACCAGGAGUGAUCCCUGAGUGCAUAGACAGGGAUAAGCUCUGAGCAGAGCUAGAUGUGCCCCCCAAACAAGAAAAGUGUUUUUUGAAGUAAAUAAGAAAGAAAUGGUACCAGGAAGGAAAUAGCACAGUGUUUAGAGCACAUGCCUAGCAGGUGCCUGACCCGGGUUCAAUCCCCAGCACCACAUGAUCCCUUGAGCAUCACUAGGUAUGGGCCCAGCACUACUGGGCAGUCUGGACCAUCCUGAUUUAAAGUGCCUGAACAGCAAAAAUCCUCAGGUUCUUGAAUUUUGGACUACUGGCCUGGCUGGCUGAGAACUACUGGUGGGGAAUCUCAGGGCUCCUGAGCAUUGCUUGGAAGCCCAACCCCCUCCCCCCCAAGAAAAGGUUCUGAUGAAAGAAAUCACCCCACCCCCUAGUGCUACUUUCCAAAAGUUAAGACAACUAAGUAGGAACAUUACCAGUGAGAGUAGUUCAGAAAGGCACUUCAUCUCCUAAUGCCAUUGUUGGUGAGUAACAAAUUAAAUGUAGUCAUUGGUGACUUGAGUUAUCUGUUGUAAAAACAAAAAUUCAUAGGCCAAAGGACAUUUCACCUACUGGGUACCGAACAAUUAAAAUUUCAGGAAUCUGAAAAUGGAUUAGGUGAAAAAUAGUUUUACAUGAUUAUUCCAGGAGUUUCUUUCUUUCUUUUUUUUUUUUUAAGUAGGUUUUAGGCCAGGAUGGAGCUCAGUGAUACAGCAUAUGAUUUGUAUGUAUGAAACCUGGGUUUGGUCCCUGGAACUCCCCAAAAAGCAAUUAAAAGUAAACUUCAGAUUUGUAAAUUGACCCUAAAAUCAUAGGUAUGUAGAAUGUGAAUAUCUUUUUUUCCUUUAAGACAAUGGGUCCAGGGGCCAGAGUGAUAGUACAGUGGGUAGGGUGUUUUCCUUGCACACAGUUAUCCAGGUUCAAUUCUGGGCAUCUCAUAUGGCCCCCCAGCACUGUCAGGGGUGAUUCCCGAGUGCAGAGCCAGGAGUAACCCCUGAGCAUUGCCAGGUGUGACCCAAAAAAAACCAAAACGUAGACAAUGGUAUCCAGUUCCUUUUCUUGGCCAUUCUCGAUAUACUUGUGUUCACUCAUUCAUUGCUCUGACACUGAGAGAGCACGUGUAAAACCCAUCCUCCACCUUGGGAACAUGACGACUGUGAUACAUGACCCCAUGCUUAAGAAGCUCACGGUCAAUGGACCAGAGAGACAGUGCUGCAGGUAGGGUGCUUGCUCUUCCAUGCAGCCAACCCAGGUUCAAUCUCAGGUACUCCUUAUGAUUCGCAAGGCACAGCCAGCUAGGAGUAAACCCUGAGCACCACCAGGUGUGAUCCCCAAACCAGAAAGAAACCACAGUCUAGACCAAGGUUUGGAAAAUAUUUUUGGAAAGCCCUAGAUAUAGCCUCUGAUACCUCUUCUCAGCUCUGCUUCGGUUGGAAGAACCAAAGAUGUUCCCUAAAUGAACGGGUAUAGCUCUAUUGCAAUUAAAAAGGUUUUGCUAUAUUGUUUGGAGUGCUCAGAAGGUGGUCCUGAGCUUGGGGGGCCCUUCCAAUAUUCAGCCAAAUAGGCUGGUACCAAUGCAAAGGCCCAAGGAUCCUAGGGAUUGUUAGUAACACCCUGGGAGUUCUCAGGGUCUCCUAGGAUACCUGGUGGUUCUCAGGGGUUAUGCAGUGCUAAGGGUCAACCAAAGUCAGCCACAUGCAAAGCAUGUGUCGUAACCCCUAUACUACCUUUCCUGCUCCACCACUAAAACAUUUUACAUAAGGUAGGACAGAAAGAGACGCUGGGCAAUGACAGCAAUGCACUUGAGAGGUGUUUUCCUCCUGAAAAAUGUGUGUGCCUGGCUACAGAGGAAAGCUGGGGAUGCUGAGCAGCAGCACUUAUGCCUUUCACCGGGUUGGAAGAGUUCUCUGCUCCCCACCUGAUGUGGAAUUUGCUGGAUGCCCCUCAAUAGAAUUCCAAGGAUGUCACAUCCUUUCCCUGGUUUUAUGGACACACACACAGACUCUUAUCACCUGUCAAUCAGGGAAUUUCUGGGAAGUAGCCUUCUGAUCUGGAAAGAGCUAAGCUCAGUGAUGAGACCCAUGUUCAAGUCCUGACUCCAGUAUUUAACCAACUGAGUGCUGUUAACAGUUACUUAAAUGCUAUAGAGAGUUUUCUCAGCUAUAAAAUAGAGAUACUACACCUCUAUUGUUUGGUUGUAGUAUAGAAGUAACCAAUAAAAAUCUAAUGCAGGGGGCUGGAGCAAUAGUUCAAUGUGUAGGGUGCUUGCCUUGCAUGCAGCCCAUCCAGGUUCAAUUCCCUGAAUCCCAUAUGGUCCCCCCGAGUACCAUCAGAAGUAAUUUCUGAGCACAGAGCCAGCAAUCACCUCUGAGCAUCGCCAGGCAUGGCCCAAAAACUGAAAGGAAAAAGAAAAGAAAAUCUAAUGCAUUGACAGCAGGCAUAUAGGAAGGGGCUGGCCUUUCCUCGGAGUGCGCAAUUGAUCUUUCCAUUUUACCUGCCUUUCCCAGCCUAUUCACUGUGGUUCACAAGAGGGGUGGAUGAGGUGAUAGAGUAAAACUAUUUGAUUUCACUCCUGCAGAUGCAGCAUAAAACUUAAAAGUUCUUCAGGAGGGCUCAGAGGCAUUGUUUUUCCAGAGAGCACUUCUUUUGUGGUCUACUACAUGUUUUCCAAAGAAACCCAGCAAAAAGUGCACCUGGGUACCCUAGGCAAGCCUGUUGCCACAUUCCCAAUGGAAGCCACAAGAUCAUGGGACAGUGAGACUUAAAUGCAUUUAAAGUCAAGGCAAAAUUCCAACAUCCCCACCCUAUGUUCAUUGUAUUCAAGGUGAGGGGACCUUCCUGUGUCAUUUUUCAAAACAAACUGCAUUUCUGUUGUAGUUACUUUGUUCUUCCAACUCUUAGCACACUUCAGGGAUCUCUUCUACAAGUGUAAUGCGUCCCACCUCAUUGCUGGCAGGCUCCCUUCACUCCUCCUACCAACUAGUGCCUCAAAUUAUUCCUCAGAGGAUUCAACUCAGUUUUCUGGGACAGAAGCCAGAAUGACCAUGUUUUUAUAUAUAUAUAAAAAAAGGUUGCCAUUACUUUAUGCUAUUUUUUGUAGUAUUUUCUUUUCUUUUUUCUUUCUUUUAAAAAGGUGCACGCCCAGCAGUGCUCAAGGUCUCUCCUGGUGAUGUUCAGGGAACCAUAAGCAGUGCCAGGGAUUGAACCUGUGUUGACAAUGUGCAAGGCAGGCAUCUUCUUCCCUGUAUUAUCUCUACGACCCUAUUGCUAGGUAUUCCCAACCCUAUCAGUAAUCCAAGGGCAUCUUGGGUUUCUUCGGGAAUCUGAGUUUAAAGAAAGAUGCAGAGAGAGUACAGGAGUAUAUUUUACUGUGUUCUUGGCUGGUUAAAAGGGUGUAAGAAUCUUGGGUCUGGUUUAGGAGCAAAAAUGACCAAGAAGGUGGGAAAUGCUAGUUGGAAAAGUAAAAGCCUAGGAGAAGGGAUGACAAGAAACUGACUCAAUUUGUCUGGAAACUUCAACCCUUCCCAACCUGAUUUCUGACUUAAGACCUUCAGCUCAGACCUCUGCAGCCACCACUCAUAAGUGGAGCUGAAUCAAUCAUUAAUUGACGCAGGACUCCAGUUAGGACACCUUGCUAACCUUUAACACCAAACCCUGUGUUCCACAUGGAGGUGGGAACCUUGGGUCUAAAUAUAAAUAAACAAAAGCCGUGAAGCAAAAUGCCUUGUUCAGUGUGUCUUGGGAAAAUCACUCUUUCCAAAAUGUCUAUUCUUGUCACCGUCUACAGUUUUCUGUUGAGCUCAGUUUUUCUCACUGAUGUGUUGAAUAUAUAUGUCUUACAAAAUCCUCAUUAAUUUGAUCCAACCACAUUUUUGCAGUUAUUUAUGCUUUAAUUUAUUUUUUAUCACAUGGAAGCUUCAAGUAUUUAGACACAUCAUUGCUUUCAUCUUUUCUUUUGUGAUUAAAAGAGGCUUUGCAGGGAAUAAAAUCCUUCUCCAUUAUCAGAGAAAACAUUAAAUAUGUAUCUAUAUUUCUAUCAGGAAGGAUAUUUAUUUUUGUCAUUUAACUCUUUAUUUUGAGUUGAUUUCAGCAAAUGGUAUAAAGUGAGGAUUUACAUUUCUCCAGUAAUGGCAUGUAACUGGAAUUUAACCAUACUUAUGAGACACAUAAAAUUCCCUACCAAGUCUGGUGUUGAUCGGGCAUUGUAAGUGCUCCCUUAGCAACAAAAUGCCACAUUUCAGUGACUUCACAGCCCUUGUUAGAUUGUUUCAUCAAAGGGUGGACACUGGUUCCUGUGACAUGACAAAGCACUGACCAUCAUGACUCACUGUCCAGAUUACACACCAAACAGAAUCUUUCAUCCUUCUCUGAUGGACAUUUGGCUACUAAGUUGGAAAACAACAUAAAUUUGCAUGCUUGCUUAAAAUGCCAUUGAUGACAGGAUAAUUCUAUUUUAGUACCUAUGCUCCAUGUGAAAUACUGCCUAAAAUUGUGCUUUCAAGAACCAGUUAUCUUACUUUGAAAUGUGGCCAUGUCCCAGGGUCUUUCUGGGAUACUCUGAAUUCACCACAACUUAUUAAUGGAGUCAAGCAGGGAUGGUGUAAUGGUUGAGAGAGUAGAAAAAGAGAGGGUUUGAGAUGCAGUAGAUCUAGUGAUUGGAGAAAUUAGGACACUGUCUUUGGUAGAUCUUUUCAGAACCCAACACUCCAUCUGGCAGUGUAGAAAGGCCUGCACUGAGGAAACAGGAAGAUAUGGUUCCUUAAGCAAUAGUCUAGAGGAAUCAGAGACUAUUACUGACUUUAGGCUCCAAUACUCCACUGCCUAGAUAUGAAGCAGAGCCAUUCGGACUUUGCCUAGAAACAAUGCUCUUCGGUUGGGAAACACGCUAUUGCAAGCAAAAGGAAUGUUUGCUGUAGGGUCUUUUCACAGCCAAAGAGAUACCCUGUGGAAGAAGACUGGUAACAGACUGGGACAGAUAAUAAGUGUGUAAAAUCAAACCAUGGUGUUAUUUUGUAAACAGCUUAUUGAACUAGCAAAGUUCUAUAGCUAGGUGACGUAUAUAGAUUGUUUUCCUUGACUGGAACAUAUUAGACAUUUCCCAAAGGCAAAAUAAAAUGUGAGAAAGUUGCAGGACAUGUGUAUCCUUGAUGGUCUUAUUAAAUAAUCUUAAGGAGAGGCUAUUGAGGGACUUAGUUUAAAACUUGCUAACUUACAAGGCUGUUUUGUAAACCAUGAAGAAAUCUUACCCAUCUCAGAACAUAGACAUCCUCGGAAAUAAAAUGAAUCAAAUCAAGGCUGAUGGUUGGUAGACUAGUAUGUCAUCUGUGUACAAGACUAUGUGACAUCUGUUUAAUAUGUGUGAGAUUGGUAGUUUUCCUUUGUAAGAGGUAAGCUUUAAAUGUAAGAAUCAAAAACAAUUUAAAUAAAAAAGAGGAGGCAAGGAGAGAGCGCAAAGGUGUACUGUGCAUGCUUCGCAUGAACAGGCCCUGCUUCAGUCACUGGUACUGCCGGCAACUCACCAUGAGGGUCUCCUGAGCACCGCCAGGUGUGACCCAAUAUCUGACAAGAAAAAGAAUAUAAGUUAGUAUGUUCUUGGUGUGUGAUUUCCAACAGACUGCAUGUAAUGUCAUUAACAUUAAAUGUUGAUCCUUACUAGAUUUCAGGUUGGUUGGGAACCUUUCUAGAGCAACUGCGACUUGUGCUAAUGUGGAAAAGCUCUGAGUUGAAAGGUAUUGGGUUAAAAGUAGAGACUGAAGCUCAGAAGUCUUUAGACAGUUAAGGCCUCCUUCAAAGCUCAAUCUCACUGCCUACAGAGUGGGAGAGCAAGAUCUUUGGUUGUAGUAUGAGCAUAUAAACAUCAGUAUUUUCUCUUUUCUUUUUAGGAAAAACUAUGUCUACCCCAUCACAUCCUUGAAGAGAAAGGCCUGGUCAAAGUGGGCAUUACAGUUCAAGCACUACUAGACGUGUCUGUUACGAAGGCUCUGUUCACAUGAAAUCAAGUCUUCUCCUUUGGGUUGGCUCACACCCUUGCCCCAUCAGAGAUCCUGAGAUCCUGGACUCUGCUCUCCUCUCUGCAUCUGUUCCCCUCCAUCCUCCCAUUCACUGCCUCUCAGUUCCCCAAUUCCAGUUGCAUUGAAGGGAGGACAAAAGGGAAGAUUUUCUACCUUCAACUCUGACCUCUGGCCUUAGAACGUGACAGGUAUUUAUCUUGAAACCAGUGAAGGAGAUGGUGAUAAAGGACCGAGCAACACAUCAAUGCCUUCUAACAGCCUCCUCAUCCCUUCCACACUCACCCACUGCCAUUACUGAAACACCAAGCACAACCGUUUUUGCUGCAAGAUGCAUUUGUUUUAUUGAAACCAAACCUAUUGUGUAUUUAGUGGGGGGGAGGGGACACUCAAUCAGGUUUUUGACCACCAAAUUUUUCAAGAAGUUUCUUGAGACCAUUGCCUUUUAAAAAAACUAUUUUCAACAUACAAAAAAUAUUUAUAUAAAUAUUAUUUAUUAGUGAGUUGUUAUUCAUCCUUUGGAUGCAAAUUGUAAAUUAGGAAACUAUUUUAUUACUGCUUUUUUGUGGUUAAACACUUUAUUUUAAUAUUAUAAAUAUUGAGUUAUUUUCCUAUUCUCUUUGGUGUGCAGUCAUCCUAGAUCUCAGUAAUCAUGUUUUCUGGUAUAUAUGACUCAGAAAAAAAAAUUUUAAAACAGGUGCUUCUGUGACAAGAACUGUUUUUUCUGAGGAGGCAUUACUUACACUUUGUUUUAUGGAACAUCAGUCUUAUUUAUAUAUCUGCAUUCCAUCCAGUUUCCUGCAUUCCAGCAGCCCUGUUGUCCCAUGUUACAAUGAACUGAUUUAAAUUAAGAAAGAGAGCACCCCAAAGUUGUUUGUAAAUAGUUGUGAUGGAAAAAAAAGAUAUAUUAAACUUGAAGAAAAAAUGUGAACAAUUAUUUUUUGGAUUCAUACUUAUUUUGCUAUGCAUAAAACACUCACAUUUUAACAUGCAGAAGUAAGUGUUAGCAUUGUGUGUCUUGAAGUAUAAUUUUGCACUGUAACUUAGGUAAAGAAAGUCUAGCACCAAAGGAAGAUAAUAAGGAAAUGGUGUAGGAAAAUGGAGGUGAUGAGAAGUUUCGUGUUAAACCAGAAAGUUUUUUAAGGGCAGCUUCGAAUGACUGAUGAAGAAUUCCUUAAAGUAUAUAGGACCUGGAUCAGGAAAUCAGCACUUCCACAAAUGCAAAUUUUGAAAGAGGAAGCGAUUCUAAGACUGUGAACAUGCUCCUUUUACUAUAACUUGGUGGUUUUCUAAGAAAUCCAUACAACACUGCACGACUCCUGAUCUCUCCUGUGAAGUCAGAAAGGUGAAACAUACAAUCACUGGGGCAGUUUCACGCAGCUCCGACCUACGGAAGCUAAAAGCCAGGUUAAGUAAGUGAUGUUUGUGAGGCAGAAGGCACCUGGGAGGGCGCACGUUCCAGUAAAGCAAGAGCCAGCAAAGGAAAGGGACCUGUGCUGGUCUGAGAUUCACCUUUGGCUUCACUAAACAGCUCACAACUCACCGCUUUUGGGAAGUUCCAUGCAUGAGCAUUUCCCCUGCAAUUACAGAAACUCCAAAGUCUUGUGAAUGCUGACUGACUCUGCACCUCUGUGAAAAGCCUUAAGAGCAGCAGCAACCACAACUUGUAAGGUAAAUAUAAAGGUCAAAAAAAGACACUGGCAGGAUGAUACACAAUAUACACAGAUUCCCAGCCAGAGCCUAGAGGGCCUUCUGCUCUGGACAAGAUUGGACAGGUUAUUGGAAACACUUGUUUAGGAUUGGCAGCUAGCAGUUAUUUCCUUUUGAAUGUAUCGUGCACUUUAACCUAACUUAAAAUCUAUUUUAAUAUUUUCCUGUGCUGCACAAAUACCUGUUUUGUUAAAUAGCAUAAUGAUGUAAAGAAAGAAGGCAUUUUUGAACAAAGAGAAUAUUCAUUGUAAGCAAUAGUCAAAGGUUGAUUUCAGAAAUAGAAAUUUUGAUAGCUUUGUCUUGAUGGGCAUUCAGAAUGCAGAGUCAUGAAAUAUAUAUUUUUAUGUGUAUCUGUAUCAAGGGGAAGUGCUGUAAUCCUUGUUGCUAGAGAAUUUUUUUCUUCGAAAGUAAGAUAUUUCUUUUAGUAUUCAUUUUCAGUAUUUUCUUAAAGUUGGCUGUAUAAUACAGAAGGCUUCAAUAUUUUGUAAAGUGGCUUUCUUUUCCAUUCUAAAUAUAGUCCUUGUAUGGCUAAAACAUCA